AUAUACCUACAUACCUACAGAUGGCGCCGUUUUUAUAUAAUCAACUUUUAAGUAAUAAUGCUUCGAGUUUUUUCAUUUGGCGCAUAGAUGAUGCUAUUUAUGAAAAUCGAUUUAACCGCGCAAUUUAUUUAAUCGAUUUGUUAAAAAUCGAUUAAUAUGACAUGGAAAAUCGAUUAUAUUAAAUUAAUAAUCGAUUAAAAUAAAAAUCUUUUAUUUUUUAACAUCCCUAGUAAUAAGACAUUUGAAAUAGACAAGUUCGUCCGUCUGUUUAUUUGCUCAUUUCGUAGCUUCUAAAGUUAUCUCAAUUUCAGUGAUAUAUUACUUAAAUGGAUUAAAUGAAAUACCAACUCAAGUAUACUAAUAUCAGUUUAAAAGACUUAAAUAAAUACUAACUUUGUAUAUGUUUGCUUAACCUUUUGGUUUUUAUAUAAAAAAAAGCUAACAGAAAAAAUGCACGGAGAAGCCCACUUUGUAGAUAUUUUAGAACCAAGAAGAACACAAAGUGGCAUAUUUAGAUUUAUGACGAGAGACUGGCACCCCAAAAAAACACAAAUAUUGGCAAAAAAUUACACUCCACAAGACCUAAAAGAUAUCACUGCUUGUUCAUUAUAUUUGGAAAUGGUCAUAGAAGCGGUAUUUAUUUCUUUAUUACAAAAAAAAAAUCGUUAUAAAUUAUUGCACGAUAAUUUGGCCACAAAAGUAUGUUUAUAUUAUGAAUGAAACUUUUUUUAGGAGAGUGCUAAAACUGGUUUUAGUAAACAAAAAAUAAAACAAGAAAUUAUGAAUUAUAUUGAAGAAAUAGGAUUGGAUAAAAAAAUGCAUGUUAUCCGAUGGCUGGGUAUGUUUGCCAUAAAAGUUGCUUUCAACAUGAAUAUCGCCAUUUAUGUCAAUGAGCCAGCUAUAGUAAAGGUGUGUUAAAAACAUAAUUGUACAUUUUGCAAAUCAACUUCAAGUGUAAUUUUUUAAAAUAAAAGUACUUCACACAAGACAUUUUUAAUUUUUAGAUUAAAUCUAGCAUGGGGAAAAAUCCUGUAUUGUUCCUACCUACGCAUCGGAGUUAUGCUGACUUCUGUAUUCUUACAUAUCUUUGUUAUCAUUACGAUAUAGAAUUACCAGCAGUUGCUUCUGGAAUGGACUUCUAUUCGAUGGCUGUGAUUGGUCAAGUGUUACGAGAAACGUGCGCGUUCUACAUUCGUCGUACGCUGGCGGGCGCUCCUCUCUAUGCAGCAACGUUGCGCCAAUACGUGCGAACGUUAGUCGCGAAACAUAACGCUCCUAUCGAGUUUUUCCUUGAAGGCACUAGAAGCAGGAGCAAUAAAAGUCUACCACCUAAGUAUGGUAUGUUAUCAAUGGCGCUGGCCCCGCUGUUUGCUGGCGAGGUACCAGAGGUAACGAUAGUGCCGGUCAGCAUCAACUACGACCGCCUAAUGGAGCAGACCACCUUCGCUUACGAACACCUCGGCGUACCUAAACCGAAGGAAUCCACUAGGGGUCUUCUCAAAUGGGUGUCCACUCUCAACGACCAGUUCGGUAACAUGUAUAUUAACUUUGGUGAACCGAUGUCAGUAAAAGAAUACCUGAAGCAUAUACCUUAUACUCGAGAGUCAUUAAAGCCGGUAGAUCUUCAGGAGUUGUCUCCGGAGCAGUUUUCACAGGUUUGAUUUGUUUUAUGAUAACUUUAUUUAAUACUUAAAUUUUACUUAUUAUAAUUAAAUUAAAACAAUGCUUAAUGACUUUUUACUAUUUAUUUAAACAUUGUUGAGAAUAUAAGUGCCAUCUUUUAAUGAAAAGAAAUAAAUUAAGAUAUGGCGUUGCAAUUCAAAAUUAACUUACCAUUUAUAAUUUGUGGAUUACAAGAACCGUAACGUGACUGAUUGUUUUUGUUAUGAAUAAAAACAUGUUCAAAACAUCAUAUAAAAAUUUUAAAAUACUUUUUUCAAAACAGUCAAGUAAUCAAUUCUGGUAACGAUUUACAAUUGAUAUGGAUCUGGUAUAUACCCAAAUUAUAAGAAUAAUGUCAACAAAUAUUGUAUGAUUUAUUUAGGUACGGGAGGUAGCGGAGGAAGUAAUAUGUAGACAACAGGCGGCGACUGUCCUCACUGCUGCCAACCUGCUGGCUGUGAUCCUCACACACUGUCUCGUCAAACGAACCUGUCUAAGUUACGAACAAUUACUGGAAGAGGUGGAAUGGCUCAAGAAGGUGUUGACGGGUCUGGGUGGUGAGGUGAUGUGUACGGGAUGUAGCGCGGAUGUAGAGCGAGUGUUGAGCGUGCACUCGCGACGGUGGAUGUUGGACGAGCGACGUUUAAUACGACUACAUACGGAUACAUACGUACAAAGGAAACGACGGGGUAUGUUAUAAAUAAUAAUAAAAAUAAAAUAAAAAAUUUUGUUUGACAUAAUCUGUUUCACUCGAUUUGUUUGAAACCAUACAGUGAGUACCAUAUAAAAAUAUUGAGUUUUUGUAUUAAGUUCUCGGAAUAGCUAAGGAAUAUCUUUUGUUAUC
This is a messenger RNA of Diatraea saccharalis (sugarcane borer), 2506 nucleotides long. The record is from the annotation of a GenBank genome assembly. Lineage: Eukaryota; Metazoa; Arthropoda; Insecta; Lepidoptera; Crambidae.